UAUUAUUAUUAUUUGAUAUUAUAAUACAGUCAUGUAAAGAUGUUUUAUAGGGUCGGUGCUGCCAUCUAUUGAUGGUACCCGACACUACUAAAACUAGAGUGUGUGACGGGAAUCACGGUUUGUUCCCAAUGGGAAUAACCGUGAUUUUCCCGGGUAAACGGGAGUGUGUUGGGAAUAGGGUAUUAAAAUACCCGACACAAAUCCUAACAUAUUCCCGUCUAGAACACAAAAUAUACACCUCUAGUUUAGUUAUGUGGUUUAACACAUAACUAAACUAUAGGGAAUUUUAUGGGAAAAUUUAGGGAAUAUAUAGGGAAUUUUUAGGGGAAUAUUAUAUUUAUUAAAUAAUCUCUUUGUUUCCUAUGGGAAACCAAUACAAGUCUAUGAAUUUAUAUUAGGGAAGGAAAGGCAUGUUUGCACACGACACCAUUAGGUGUUGUGCGCAAACAAUAAGUCCCAUUGAAUUAGAGAGUAUAUAAACGGCUGUAAACCAUUCAUUUGGUUAUGAAGUGUUGGGUUCAGACUUAAACCAGUUAACCCUAAAGAGUGCUAGGAUUUGCAUUAAACUGCAGACCUAAUAACAGACCAUAGGAUUACGUAUAAAUUUAUUGUACUUUUGUUAUUAUUAUUAUCAAAUAAAUACUGUUUUCAUUUACAAUACGGAUUACCAUUUAUUUAACUCAACGGUGAGUCGUCAGACUUAGUCGGUGUCUGUCUUCGGAUAGACACCGGUUGUGUUUCAUCCGCUCGUAUCGGACCGCUGAGGCGUAUCAACGGCUACGGAUCGGUGCGACACAACGCAUGUGGUGGCUAAAGCGGUGAGAUUUACUCUACUAUUACCGGUAGCAUAGCUCUUUAACUGGAGUACUGCUCACAUUACCUGUUAUAAACCGACGGUAAGGUUCUUUAAACAGAACCUACCGACUCACACGCAAAUCCAAGCACAGUGAUGAGUAGACUUUUAAAACAAAGUCACUCAUCAUUAAUAGGGCUUAAAGGUCCAAAAAAGAUCAUAGGCCUGUGCAUACCGAGGGAAUGGUAGCGCAGCGCUUUUGUCAACAGAGGAUGUCGGCCUAAAAACUGACACUAAUCCUCUGAUCUUCUCACCUCACAUGGGAGGAAUGAGAGCCUUGGUUUAAAACGGCUGAGGGGUGCGAAUGACAUGUAAUGAUCGCUGUGAUUGACUUAAACGAGUCAACACCUAACUGAGUUCUUAAACUGGAACUCAAAAAUGCUACGUCUAUCAACAACAAGGGAUGGUUGCUGACGGACGUGUGGACUAAGGACGAACCCAACACUUCAUCAAACACCGGCUGUUAUCGACACUCGAGGAUGGCCAAACGACAACAACAACACCCGACUAAUAUCUAAUAAUAAUAAACACUCGACUAAUAUCUAAUAAUAAACACUCAUUAACAUAAUAACUCUUAUAUAAUGUUGGGGGAAUAAACUAAUAAACUCCACUCUAAUACUAAUUGCGCAAAAUUGACUCAUUAAAGCUCGCUGUGAUUUAAAACUUUUAUAAGUGUAUUCAUUAAAUAUAACAAAUAUUUUUAUAUUAUGUCUAAAGCAGAUGUCACGUAGCAGAUCAAACAGCAACUCUUCCAGUGAUGGCUCGUCUAUUACCUUCAGUGAGGCCAGUGAUGUGCCUCUUACACCUGGCCAUUCAAUGGAUGACAUAUUUAACUCAACUAUUGGAAUGCCAUCUACAUCUGUACCCGAAACCGAAUUGACUGCAGAGACAAUACCCGAACCUGAAUUAGCCACAGAUAUCGUACCAAACCCGAUCACUGAGGCUACACAACAUGACUGUCAACCAUCCACAUCAAAGUCUGCCGUUAACGACUACGAUUCCUGGUCCGAAUCAGACACCGAAAGCAGUGACAAAUCCGACACCCAUUCCAAUGAUAAGAGUGACUCAAAGCGUAAGAGUAACACCGAAUGUGACUCCAAAUGUGACUCCAAAUGUGACUCCGAAUGUGACUCGAAAUGUGAAACAGACAGUAGCAGUUCUAACACUGAUACCGACAACUCUGAAUACAUUAUGAAUGAAGACGUUUACGACGCAAUGGACGUUGAUUUGCCCGAAUUUGCUGAUCUACCAACCGAACAACAACAAGUAUCCGAACCUUUCAAUCCACCAAAUCCUGUACCUGAACCACAACCGCGACAAAGUACUUCUGGAAAUCGUAACCGCCGACUUCAGGACUAUCAAUCACUUGAAAAACCCGUAGAAAAGACAUACAAUAUUAAUGCCAUAAACACAGAAAUACAUCCGGAAUAUAACUUCGCUAACCAGAUAACACAUGAUUGUUUCAGCACAUUUAACGACCAAAUAUCUACAUAUACAAUUGGACUUAAACAAAUAUUUGUUGGAUUUCAUCACGGAUUAAUCGGAGCUUUCAAACAAUUCCCGUUCGCUCCGGUUACCUAUCAAUUUCACCCGAGACUUCGAGGUGAGGUAACAAUUAUUAGAAGUGGUAUACCUCGCUUCUAUCUAUUAGCGACAACCAAAGACCAGAUCGCUCAGUAUGACGAAAGAAAUGGCAAACAAAUUCAUCAACACACAUACAACAACAAAAUUUUUACGGUUAAAGGAUUGCUUACAGAAAACUUCCAUAAAUUUGUUGUAUUAAACAAAACAAAUGAUAAGAUACCAUUCACUCAAUUUGAUACUCUACUAAUCAACAGGGCUGAAAAAGUGUUCAAAGGCGUUAAAUAUGCAUUUGGCAUCAAAGGCAUUGCUGAAAAUGUACAGUUCAAUUUCAAAGAAACAACAAAAGACAUCAUUCAAUUGUUAAUACAUCUAAAAGCUGAUUCUCAACCGAUGCGACUAAAAAUAUACGAAGUAAGAGUCAGUGAGAACGGAUUCAUACCAACCGAAAAAGAAUGCAUUCCUUUCUCUACUACCACUCUUGGACUUCAAAAACUAUUGAUCACAACACAAUAUUCAUUUGUUGGAACCAUCAAAAGCACUAAGAAAACAGACAUAGAGGUAUAUAAUAACAAUACUUUAUCUCUUUAUAAAAAAAUCAGAACAAUUGGACAUCCUAUCAAAGAAAUUUCAUGGAGCGGAAAUUCGUUGAUCGUAAUCACCGAAUUAAUGCAGAUUGAGAUCUUCGAUGCGAUACAUCUAACCAGAACUCACUUGAUUUCAGCUGAUAAACUGGUCACAAAAGCAUCAAUAGUUUUCAAUCCGCGACCAAAGCCAAUUAAACAUCAGCGCUUGUAUAUGGAACCAUCAAUAUUUUACGUCCAGUCUAAUUCAAUGAUGUGCUCUCGUCCUCUUAAAGACUAUAAAAUAACUGAAAAUACCAAAAUGAUUAAAUACCAAAGUCGCUAUAUCAUCGGAUAUCAAGCAAACAAAAACAAAAUCACAUUCGAUAAAUAUGGCGCAAAAAUAUUUUGUCAUCAUUGCAAAGAUUCUGGUUUCACAUACUCCCAUCAUCCAUAUGACUGCAAUACCUGUUGGACUUGUGGUAAUCUCGGACACAUAACAAAAGACUGCAAAACAAAUACCUUCAAAAUAAGAGGUCAAAGUUGUAAUAAUAUUGGUUAUUAUGAAAAUUCAAAUUCACUAUGUUUCAAGUAUAUUGCAAUUGAUGUAGAAAAAUUAAGUAAUCAUAAUGAUAAGCUAAUUCCAGGAUAUGUGGCUAUUGUUGGCUUCAAUGAACAAAGGUGUAAAAAUAAUUAUGAUCUUUUGUUUGCUGCAAAAUACAGAUAUCAUAGAAAAGAGAUAAAACGCUAUUUAACACAAUGGUCUGGUCUUCUCCCAUCUUAUCAUGGCCAACGUGCAACUCCCCCACACAUUGUUAAAGAUAAGCUGUUAAAAAUUAUUAAUAAUAAAAUUAUAGUUGGCAACGAUAUCGUCAACGAUUUAAAAUGUUUAGACAUUUAUAAAAACAUCAAUCAAGAUAAAGUGGUCGAUUUGAAUAAAAUAUUCAUAGAUAGCAAAGGACAACCUAUUGCAUUACGUCAUUUGUCCUUGACAAUAUUAAACAAGAAAAUACAAGAAAAUAAGCAGAAUUCAAUCAAAGGUCACGAUCCAGUUAUCGACGCGCGCUGYUGUGCAAAAAUAUACCUCAAAUACAUGCGCAAAGAAAUUAAAGUAGGAUGUGACGGUACUUAUCAAUGGAUACGUCAAGAAGCUGAUAAUAGAUUAAAGAAAUGAUAUAAUAU
Messenger RNA from Oppia nitens, 4179 nucleotides. RefSeq lists its product as uncharacterized. Gene Ontology annotation, molecular function: exonuclease activity; nucleic acid binding; zinc ion binding. The transcript is spliced from 2 exons. NCBI's taxonomy places the organism in Eukaryota, Metazoa, Arthropoda, Arachnida, Sarcoptiformes, Oppiidae. Bases 1574 to 4171 code for a protein of 865 amino acids. The record is from RefSeq and is a predicted model, not a curated record. Gene Ontology annotation, cellular component: nucleus.